ACCAAACACAUGUGAGAAUUAUUUCAUGAAUCAAUGGAUGGAUCACAUUUUCUCUAAAAUAACCACAUUUUUUUUUUGGGUGUGUAGCCUGUUGCGCUUUUUAAUUCUUGCCGCUCUGAGCAUUUCCGCCGAUGGAUUUUGCGUACUUUUCCAUGCUAAAUUUCUUAUCCAUCUGCCAAAAGAAAUUCCCUGCUGCGGGGACAUUUUGAAUUUCUAGAAUAUUUAUUUUUAACGAUGUAGCCCCAUGUUUUUCCUUUUUAGGUUCACACACCCAAUAACCUUUAAUUACAGACCGGAAAGACUUUCUACUUUAAAGGACAGGACCGCGGCAGAGAGCUGGUACCGGUACGAGACAAGACCGCAGGAAUUUUAAGUAUUUUCAUACAGCUCGAAGUAGGUCCUUGGGCCAAGGCAGACUCAUCACAGGAAAAGAAAAAAAGCAGAUAAAGGUGACCUAAAGCUGACGGGAUAGUUCCAACACAGUUCCAGCAUACGUGCAGUCUUACAUAAUAAGGAAAACCGUCAACUUGAUAGAGCAUACCUAUUUAUUCCAUCAGUCUUCAUUGAGCAUCAGGACGAGAGGGCUGUCUGCAUUUACAGUAGCAGUGGUAUUAUAGUGCUAUAUUACAUAUCUCUCAAUCACAAUUUACCUGCCAUUCAAUUCUGUCACGAACGCACACAGAGCAUUCGUUAGCGAAUCAUUGUGUAUUUUUGGAUAUAAUUUGUCACCGAUUGUCAAAAUAAGUAUUGAGUGAGCGGCAGUUGCAGUCUCGUUUGAUUUGUUGGAUGGCGUCAUGGGGCUCUCAUCUUGGCUUCCCUUUGAUUAUCAUUCUCGUUCUUGUGAUUGGCGAUAAAUUGCUGCUGCCGAAAUUGGAAUCGAGUGAACUCGACAACAAGGAACGUUACAUGACAACGGCGGAAAUAAUUCGCAAUCGCGGAUAUCCGCUUGAAAUUCACCACGUAGUGACGGAAGACGGAUACAUUCUAGAACUUCACCGGAUACCGUCCGGACGAAAUGGGAUUUCAGCUAACCGGUCACGACCCAUCUUUCUGCAACACGGCCUUCUGUGGAAUGAUUUUGCCUGGUUGAUGAACCCAACAAAUAAUUCACUUGACGUCUGGAUGGGAAAUUCGAGAGGCAAUAGCAAUUCAAGGAGACAUGUAUCGUUGGAUCCUGAAAAGGAAGAAUACUGGAAAUUUUCAUGGGACGAAAUGGGCCGCCAUGAUAUUCCAGCUUGUAUUGAAUACGUCCUUGACGUCACAGAGCAAAAAAAGUUAGCCGCCUACGUGGGAUAUUCACUUGGCUGUACCCUCUUCUUCAUAGGAGCAAUCAAUAAACCCAAAGUGAAUGAUCAAGUCGACAUGAUGAUCGGACUCGGUGCUACCUCCAGUAUUGCUCAUUUGGACAACUUUUAUUAUUACUUGGGUCUAUUUGUCAAACCGUAUCACUUUUUGCUUCGUAUGACUUGUACCACAGUUUUCCAUUCCAACGACUCAUUUUCCAGCAAUCUGCUGAAAAUGUUUUGCGAUUCCAGCCAGUUCGCCGCCGAAUUAUGCCUGCAUUUACUAUUCCUGAUUUUUGGAUACUCUGAAUCCCAUUACGAGUCUUCGCUCAACGCUAUUCUUGGACACUAUCCAGACGGAAGUUCUGUUGGAGCUGCGAUACAAUUCCUCCAAAAUUCCAUUUCCGGGGAAUCAUUCAAUCACUUCGACUACGGAUGCUAUGAAAACCUGAAAAGAUACGGAUCUUGUACGCCUGCCCAAUAUAAUUUAAGUCUUGUUACGGCCCCAGUGUACCUUAUUAGUGGUGGCAGGGACCCAAUAGCACCGCCAAAGGACAUUAUGUGGUUGGCUUCCAAAUUGGGCAACUUGAAAGCCUCUAUCCAGGUUGACAGUUCAUUCACUCACGGUGAUUUCAUCUGGUCAACGCGAGCAAUGGAGCUCGUUUAUCUCCCUCUAAUUAGACUUCUCCCAAUGCCAUAUCUCAAUAGUUCUAACACAACUGUAUAAUAUUAGAAAAUUGCAUUACAUCAAGUAUUCUUAA
Molecule: messenger RNA, 2044 nt
Organism: Daphnia pulex (common water flea)
Lineage: Eukaryota; Metazoa; Arthropoda; Branchiopoda; Diplostraca; Daphniidae
Product: gastric triacylglycerol lipase-like
Exons: 9
Coding region: 787-2010 (407 amino acids)
Biological process (GO): lipid metabolic process
Molecular function (GO): hydrolase activity, acting on ester bonds
Source: RefSeq, a predicted model, not a curated record